AUGGCUGACGCGUGUAAAUUUGCUCGUCAUGCGGUAAAUGGGAGAUGGUUCUCUGUUUUUGCCUCUUUUUUGAUCAUGGCUGGGGCUGGCGCUACCUAUCUGUUCGGCACCUACUCCAAAGACAUAAAAGGCACUCUUGGUUAUGACCAAACCACUCUCAAUCUUUUAGGAUUCUUUAAGGAUCUUGGUGCCAAUGUUGGGGUCCUUUCUGGGCUUCUAGCUGAAGUCACACCAACAUGGUUUGUGCUUCUGGUUGGUUCUGCCAUGAACUUUGCUGGGUACUUCAUGAUUUGGAUGGCUGUGACUCGGAGGAUAGCCAAGCCUACUGUUUGGCAAAUGUGUUUGUAUAUUUGUAUAGGGGCCAAUUCCCAAAAUUUUGCAAACACAGGAGCUCUAGUCACCUGUGUCAAGAACUUCCCUGAAAGCAGAGGAGUGAUGCUAGGUAUGUUAAAGGGUUUUGUGGGAUUAAGUGGAGCUAUCUUUACACAACUUUACCUGGCCAUCUAUGGAACCGAUUCAAAGUCUCUCAUUCUUCUCAUUGCGUGGCUCCCUGCUGCUUUGUCUGUGAUUUUUGUGUACAUAAUUCGGGAAAGGAAGCCUGAGAGGCAACCUAAUGAGCUCAAGGUGUUUUACCAGUUUCUCUAUGUCUCAAUUGUUCUAGCUUUGUUUCUCAUGGCUUUGAAUAUAGUUGAAAAGGUGGUUGAUUUCUCGCAAGCAGCCUAUGCUGGAAGUGCUGCUGUAGUUUGUGUUAUGAUUUUCAUACCCCUCAUUAUUGCCAUUAGAGAGGAUUGGUUUCAAUGGAACAUCAAGAAUCAAAACGCAAUGAAGCCUGAUACAGAGGCAGCCGUUGAGAAGGCACUAGAUAUUGCACCAGAAGUGAAGUCAGAAAUUUCAAAAGAGCAAGAGGAGAAGGCUCAAAAAUCUUGUUUCCUUACCAUAUGUAACAAGCCACCGAGAGGUGAAGACUACACAAUCUUACAAGCACUUUUGAGCCUGGAUAUGCUAAUCUUAUUUGCUGCAACAUUUUGUGGACUUGGUGCUAGCUUAACAGCAAUGGACAACUUGGGUCAAAUUGGUGAAUCACUAGGAUAUCCAACUAAAACCAUCAAAUCCUUUGUUUCGCUGGUGAGCAUAUGGAAUUACUUUGGAAGGGUCUUUGCUGGAUUUGUUUCUGAAAGCUUACUAGUCAAGUACAAGAUGCCCCGGCCAUUGAUGAUGACAUUUAUUCUCCUUUUGGCGUGUGUAGGCCACCUCCUCAUUGCCUUCCCCUUCCCAGGUUCAGUCUAUGCUGCAUCAGUGAUUAUGGGGUUCGCAUUCGGUGCACAACUGCCCUUGCUGUUCGCUAUAAUCUCUGAGCUCUUUGGCCUAAAGUACUACUCUACCUUAUUCAAUUGUGGACAAUUAGCAAGCCCUCUUGGCUCAUAUAUACUUAAUGUGAAGGUCACUGGUUUAUUAUAUGAUAAUGAAGCAGUGAAAGAGCUGGCAAAGAAGGGCCUGGACAGAUCAUCGGUGAAGGAAUUGAUCUGCAUUGGAGUACAGUGUUACAGGCUACCAUUUAUAGUUUUGUCUGCCGUGACAUUGUUUGGUGCUCUCAUUUCACUGGUUUUGGUGAUGAGGACAAGGAAAUUUUACAGCAGUGAUAUAUACAAAAAGUUUAGAGAGAUUCAUGGAGUGAGCUGA
Messenger RNA from Dovyalis caffra, 1680 nucleotides. Lineage: Eukaryota; Viridiplantae; Streptophyta; Magnoliopsida; Malpighiales; Salicaceae. The record is from the annotation of a GenBank genome assembly.